ACGGCUGCUUUUAGAUAUUGGCUACCAAAGACAAAGCUGGCAAAACCACUCAAAACCACUGUAUAUAGAUUUCUUUCUCCUUCUUCUCUCCCUGCGGGAAAAUAGCAAAAAAAAAAAGCAAGCAAAAAGACGAUGAAUCCGAUGAAUCCGUCAUCAUCUACAAAAAGAAGAAGAUGGAGCUGCAAAUCGAAACCAUCGCAAUGGUCCACCCUUGACUCAGAUGUACUGGAAGUCAUCACAAAGCGCUUGGAUGCCGAAACUCCCCUAGACAUCCAACGUCUACGCGCUGUUUGCAGAGGCUGGCGUUCCUCAAUCCCUCCACCAAACCCUCCACCCAGUUCCAACAACGACAACAUCAUCAAAAGUGCUAAGUUGCCUCUUGACGACCUUCCAUUUCGAAGCCUCAAAAACGUCAAAGGUAAAGAAGGCCACUUAUCACUCAAACAAACCACCGUCUACUGUCUCCAACCUUUGGUCAAGUUCCAAACUGGUCGAAACCCUAACAGUUCUAUAAGAAACUGGUUUGUCAAGAUCGAAGAGACUGAGUCUCCUGGGAAAGUUAUUCUCAAACACCCACUUUCCAGAAUGCCCAUCAAGACUUUUGGAAACAUCAACAGUCUUCCAAAGGCCGUUGACCUAUUGGAUUAUAGGGUUAGAGAGGUAGCCAAAGAAUAUCGUCUUCAAUAUGUACCAGGAGAAAGCCGACGACCUAGAGAUGUUGAUAAGUAUAACAAAAUCGUGGUGGGUCAGAAGGAAAAUGGUGACUUCAUGGUCAUGACUAUGUACGGCCGUGGAAAAUUGAUAGCUUGGAGAAUGGGAGAAGAUAAAUGGGUGAAAAUAGAUAAUGAGUUUUGUUGCAAAGACAUUGCUUAUCAUAAAGGGAAGUUUUACGCCGUGGAUGAAAAGAGAAGGCUUAUAACAGUUGAGUGUUCUUCCUUGGAGGUUACACAGGUUGUUCCUCCUACUUAUGGUGAGUUCGGAGAGCAACAAGCAUCUCCUCGCUCCACCUACUUGGUGAAGUCGCAGGAAGAUGAAUUGUUUUUGAUCAAUAAGUACGACUGUACUUUCUUGGACGUCUUCAAACUUGAUGAGGAAUCAGGCCAAUGGGACUUUAAUUGGCUGUGGUCAAGCGAUUGGGUGUUGUUUGUGGGAGAGAAUGGAUUCUCAUUCUCUGUUUCGGCUGAAAAAUUUGGUGGAUGCAAGGAAAACUGUAUCUAUUUUAGCGAUGAUUGCUUCAGCAGUGCUUGGGAUGAUUACCCCGUCUUCGAUGCUGACAAAUUUGACUUUCCCUACACUUUUUUGCCCCACAAAGAUUUUUCACCAUGUUCUAAACUUUUCUGGCCUCCUCCAACUUGGCUCAAGCAAAAACCAACUUGAAAUCAGUGUUACCGAGAAGAAUAUUGCACAUAUAUAUCGUAUGGAGACAGAAAGGUUUGCAAUUAUGUUUUUUACAAUAUAUACUUGUAACUUUGCUUUUCUAUGGAAACUACUUUUACAGGCGAUCAAAGGGAGAUUUGAGCCUAUGCAUAUGAUCUCAACUUCAAGGGGCACUAAUAAAUAUUUGCUUGUAUCACCAUGCGUUCAUGCUUCAUUUUGUGUAGUCUUAAUUGCACAGGCUCGUGAAAAGUAGUACCUCAUAAUAUAUAGAAUAAUGUUGUAUAAUCAAUAUAUUGUAUUUUCAAGAACUAGGAUCUUGUGCUUGUUUGUUGUUGUGCUUAUCUAUGUUUGUUUGCUUUUCAAUAACAAUCUCAAUGCUGCGUUUUCAAACAAUGGAUGAUAUCAGUUCGGUUGAAGUUUUGUUGCACAUUUUAUAUGAAAACUGA
Molecule: messenger RNA, 1823 nt
Organism: Ziziphus jujuba (common jujube)
Lineage: Eukaryota; Viridiplantae; Streptophyta; Magnoliopsida; Rosales; Rhamnaceae
Product: F-box protein SKIP23
Exons: 2
Coding region: 133-1377 (414 amino acids)
Source: RefSeq, a predicted model, not a curated record